Messenger RNA from Suillus bovinus, 821 nucleotides. RefSeq lists its product as uncharacterized. The coding region runs from base 95 to 667 and encodes 190 amino acids. The record is from RefSeq and is a predicted model, not a curated record. NCBI's taxonomy places the organism in Eukaryota, Fungi, Basidiomycota, Agaricomycetes, Boletales, Suillaceae. The transcript is spliced from 10 exons. Gene Ontology annotation, cellular component: membrane; cytoplasm; mitochondrion.
AUUCAACUUCCGAGACUCCGUGUCUAUACACAACUUGAACUUGGUAAGUUGGGGUUCUCUAAGACUCCAAUUAUACCAAGCGAUCUCUUCAACAAUGGCCUCAGUUCUCCGGUUGUACAAUGCGGCUCUCAUCCGAAGACCCAUGUUCGCACAGUCCGCCACUGCUGCCUUUUUAUUUGGCGCAGGUGAUGUGAUCGCUCAGCAAGUCAUCGAACGCCAGGGGAAGAAUCAUGAUUUCAUGCGCACUGCACGCCUCACUUUUUAUGGAGGAGCGUUCUUUGGGCCGGCCUUGACAAAAUGGUAUCAACUUCUGAACCGCAUCAAGUUCUCUAGUCCUACCAAGGCUGUGAUAUAUCGUGUCUGGCUGGACCAGGCGAUUCUGACCCCUGUGGCUGUUGGAUUCUUUUUUGGCACGAUGAGUAUCAUGGAGGGAAAGGGUAUCUCUGGUGCACAGGAACGCAUCAGUACUGCGUAUACCCCAACAUUAAUUCGUAACUGGGGCGUCUUCAUACCCACCCAAAUCAUCAACUUUGCUAUUGUACCGCAUCACCUCCGCUUUGUUGUCGUGAGCGUUGUCAGCUUGUUUUGGAACACGUACCUCAGCGCUGUCAAUGCCAGUUCGCAGCACCAAGAAGCAGUCGAAUCAGACAAAGUCAAUGAGAAGUAGCAUAAUCGUAAUUCGUGGUGCGCCUCCCACCAGCAUGUGUAUAGCGAUUAGAUCAUCAGCACUGUCAUCACACGUAGAGAUUUUUUGUUCAUUGCUGAAGAAUUCAGGGUGCAUACUGAAGGCCAAGACACAGCGCGAGCAAUCCUAAGAUCCG